AUUUAAUAAUGACAGUAGCUGAAGGCAAACAAGAUGCAAUCAUUUCUUGGUACAAUCACAGCUUUGUAGCUUUACUCAAUCUUUGAGCAGUGAAUCAGAUGACUAAUUUGAGGCGGACUGCUAGACAUUUCUGCUGCGCUAUUUAUUUUUUUUACUUACCUUAUUUUCUACUCGGAUAAAAAAAUGAAGCCCCUUCAUGUCCUCGUGUCUUUUUGCUUCUCAGCUGUGAGUAUGGUGGCCUCAGAAGUGCUAGAGGUGAGCGGCCGUGUUGGUGGUGAGGUUUCCAUCCUCUGCUCCGGUAGCUGGAACAGAGACAGCGGUGCCAAACACAACAGCAUGUAUUUCUGCAAAGGAGUCUGCUCCAGCGAAAGCAUUCUCAUUCAGAGCGAGAGGAGGCGAUCCACCGUCGCAAGUCAAGGGAGAUACAGCAUUAACAAUGGCAGAGAAGAUGGAGUCUUCAAUGUGGCCAUAAAGAAGCUGGAGAAAGCGGACACAGGGAGAUAUCGCUGUGGAGUGGAGAAAACCUUGAAUGUGUUGUAUCGGGAAAUUAAUCUCAUAGUUGUAGAAGCUUCCACUGUUCCCAGAUCUCCUUCCUCCACUACUAUCAUUCCGAACAAAACAGCACUUCUGUCACAUGACAGCUUUACAUCCAGCACCGAGCAAUCACCAGCAGCAUCUUCACCCUCAGAUGGAAAGAGAAACAGACAUGAAGCAUCCCGACUCACAGACACUACAAUGGUCAUCAUUGUCUCAGGGAGCUUAGCUCUUCUGGUCUGUGCCAUCAUCCCUGUUAUUUUCUAUGGACACUGGCGGAGUCACACAGGUCCGAACAGAGCUGAAGACAACAAGGGUGAGGGUGAUCAUCGGGAGGAAAAUACAGAUGUUGGAUCUGGUCAGGUUGCAGUGGAGCUGCAGGCCUUUGAGUCAGAUGUUGCUCCAGAGACCGAUGAUAAUUACACCUCCGAAUAUGCUGCCAUCUACGAGGCACGAGAACCUCAAACCAUGGACUGAGAAGUCUUUUUUGUCCUGACAGCUUAUUUUCUUCUUUGACUUUUACAUAAAAAAUAAAGUAAACUA
Messenger RNA from Haplochromis burtoni (Burton's mouthbrooder), 1077 nucleotides. RefSeq lists its product as uncharacterized. The transcript has 6 exons. NCBI's taxonomy places the organism in Eukaryota, Metazoa, Chordata, Actinopteri, Cichliformes, Cichlidae. Bases 184 to 1011 code for a protein of 275 amino acids. The record is from RefSeq and is a predicted model, not a curated record.